Messenger RNA from Megalops cyprinoides (Indo-Pacific tarpon), 1793 nucleotides. It is a transcript of the gene gpr157, whose product is annotated as G protein-coupled receptor 157. The record is from RefSeq and is a predicted model, not a curated record. Lineage: Eukaryota; Metazoa; Chordata; Actinopteri; Elopiformes; Megalopidae. The transcript has 4 exons. Bases 559 to 1557 code for a protein of 332 amino acids. Gene Ontology annotation, biological process: adenylate cyclase-activating G protein-coupled receptor signaling pathway; cell surface receptor signaling pathway. Gene Ontology annotation, molecular function: cAMP binding; G protein-coupled receptor activity. Gene Ontology annotation, cellular component: plasma membrane.
UGAAGAGAAGUUAGCAACCUGCUGACCUACAACACACCAACAACAAGGGAUAAGAGGCGACUACUCGGGGUUCACAUGAUCAUGUUUUCAGGCUUGGGUGAACAAAUCUAAAAAAUGCUGAGCCAGAUUUAGUCGGGACUUUGGGUUCCGGGUUAAACUGUGAAGGGGAAAGACAAGGGAUACGAGCUGUUGGAGGUUUUUGGCGAUCAGAUGGUGAAAUUCCAGAAGUUUGCUGAAGCAGCAUUUUUUGUUUUUCUUUCGUAUUCUACUUGGUUUACGGGCCUGGUAUGAUUUGGAUUACAGUCGAACACAGUUUAUAUCUCUUAACUACCUCAACUCGUCACCGUGCGCUCCCUCCUUGGGCGUAAACACCUUGGAGUUUGAAGGUCUUUAAUACCGGACUGUCCUCAAGAUAGAAGAACGCAAGUGGAUUUUUGAAAACCACUACAGGUUGAAAACACAAUGAAAUCAAAGACACCGUGAACAAAUGUAACUCCACACAUUCAAGGUUCCUUUGGCUCUUGGUGUAAAUUGGGAAGUAACCUACUUUAAGAGAUAAUGGCCGUUGCAGACGAGACGGAGGUGUAUGUUUAUGAACAGGUUGUCAUUUUGAUUUCGUGUGUGCUGUCAUUUUUUGGAUCCAUCCUGAUCAUAUGCACCUAUGUCGUUUGGACUGAUUUAAGAACCAAGCCAAGGAAACUCCUCACGUACUUAUCAGUAGCCGAUUUGCUGUCCGCGAUUUCUUACUCCUACGGAGUUUGGAGGGUUUUCGAGUCGAAUUCGUGGGACUGCGUUCUGCAAGGAGCGAUAUCCACGUUCGCUAACACCAGCUCAUUUUUCUGGACAGUGGCUAUAGCAAUUUACCUGUACAUUUUUAUCGUGUCGUCCAAUCAAAGACUUGCUGACAGUCUGGUGCUGUGGUUCCACAUUAUCAGCUGGGGUAUCCCCCUGGGCAUCACUGUGGCAGCUGUCUGCCUGCAGAAGAUCGGCUAUGAUGCCUCGGAAGUGUCCGUGGGCUGGUGCUGGGUCAGCAUCCAGGCUCCCGACCACGUGCUGUGGAUGCUGCUGACGGGAAAGAUCUGGGAGUUCUUGGCCUACCUCACCCUGCCCAUCCUCUACAUCCUCAUCAAGAAGCACAUCCACAGAGCGCACGCAGCUCUCUCAGAGUACCGACCCAUUCUGGCCAGCAGUGCUGUGUCCCAGUCACGGUCCUCCAUGGCUGACAGGAAGAUGACCCUCAUCCCAGUCAUCUUCAUUGCCCUGCGCAUAUGGAGCACCCUGCGCUUCCUGCUCAUGCUGCUCGACUCUCCCGCCCGACAGAGCCCCCUGCUGGUCACCCUGCACGGCAUUGGGAACACCUUCCAGGGAGCGGCCAACUGCAUCAUGUUCGUGCUGUUCACGAAGCCGGUGCGCACGCGACUGGCGGCAGCGGUCUGCUGCUGCUGCUGCCGCCACACCGCGCACAGGGACUCGGACGCGUCCAUCCAGGACCCAGCCAGCAGCAACGGCCCCCUGCGGAGAGAGGACGUCAGCCACCGCGUGUGGGGGGAAGACUGACGGACACCGAGGGGGCGGGGCUCGCAGUGGGUACCAGCACCACCAGCCACUGAGACCGCAGCCCCCUUGCUGUACAGUGUGGGGAUGGGGAGCGGGACUUGAGAUCACAGCCCCUUUUGUGUGGGAAGUGCCUUCAGGUUCGAUGGAAAAACACUGCCUGCACAUGGCACGCACAAUAACCUCACAUGUAACUCAAAUGCAAACGGUGAUGACAAUGCACUUUUAGAGAUUGUUCA